AUGACUACUUCGAAUGAUACUUCGCGAACUCAGAUUGACCCGAACGAGAAUCCAUAUCAUGUCAAUAACAACGAUCAUGCUGGAUUGAUUUUGGUAUCUGAUAGGUUAACCAAUGCUGCAGAUUUUCACUCUUGGAAACGAUCUGUGAUGAUGGGUUUAAAUAUUCGAAAUAAACUUGGAUUUGUAGAUGGAUCUAUUCCGAAACCAGCUGAGAAUCAUCGAGAUUAUGGAGCUUGGACUCGGUGUAAUGACAUUGUUUCGACUUGGUUGAUGAACUCGGUUUCCAAGAAGAUUGGUCAAAGCUUGCUUUUCAUUCCUACAGCUGAAGGUAUUUGGAAAAACAUUUUAGCUAGGUAUAAACAGGAUGAUGCUCCUAGGAUUUUUGCUAUAGAACAGAGAUUGAGCAAGAUUGAACAGGGCUCUAUGGAUAUUUCCACUUAUUAUACUGAGUUGUUAACAUUGUGGGAGGAGUAUAAGAAUUAUGUGGAACUUCCUGUCUGCACUUGUGGUCACUGUGAAUGUGAUGCUGCUGUUAAGUGGGAGAAUCUUCAGUAG
This is a messenger RNA of Capsella rubella, 555 nucleotides long. RefSeq lists its product as uncharacterized. The coding region runs from base 1 to 555 and encodes 184 amino acids. Lineage: Eukaryota; Viridiplantae; Streptophyta; Magnoliopsida; Brassicales; Brassicaceae. The record is from RefSeq and is a predicted model, not a curated record. The transcript has a single exon.